This is a messenger RNA of Schistocerca cancellata (South American locust), 549 nucleotides long. Its product is annotated as cilia- and flagella-associated protein 61-like. Lineage: Eukaryota; Metazoa; Arthropoda; Insecta; Orthoptera; Acrididae. The record is from RefSeq and is a predicted model, not a curated record. Bases 1 to 549 code for a protein of 182 amino acids. The transcript has 4 exons.
AUGUAUGUGGCUCAUGUUGUGCCUUUCAAGAAACUAUGCUCCUUGUUAUUGUGUGAUCUUAUUCAGAGAUGGCUUUAUUUUUAUGCCAGGCUGGAGUACCUCACUGCCCGUAAUACAUUAUUUGUGCAUCUGGUUGUGUGGGAUUGUUGCUAUGACAAAACGUCCUUCACUUUCUUUCUGGAGAAUGCUUUUCUGGCCAGUCCCUAUCUUGAGCACAUCAUUAUGGUGGUGCCACCAAAUACUACUACAAGUGAUAUAUUUGAUGAGCAUUUUGUACGCAUAUAUCCUCUUUCCUGUGAGGGUGAAAAGCAAAGAACACAGUGGCUGUUCUUGAGCACGAGGCAAAAGCAUGUUCCAAAACUGAAUAUUCGUCUUGCAAUGGAAGAUGACAAUGAUGAUUUAAUGGAAAUUUUUAAUGAUAUUGAAUUUAUACAUGAUACGUAUGGAGAAUAUUAUUUUGCUGAGUUAUGUAAUCAAGAUGAUGAUAAGAGUUUUUUGAUUGUUGCUGAGGUCAGUAUUUACAAAAUAAAUAUUGAUAGAUUAUUAUAG